Messenger RNA from Botrytis porri, 3107 nucleotides. RefSeq lists its product as uncharacterized. Gene Ontology annotation, cellular component: endoplasmic reticulum. Lineage: Eukaryota; Fungi; Ascomycota; Leotiomycetes; Helotiales; Sclerotiniaceae. The transcript has 2 exons. The record is from RefSeq and is a predicted model, not a curated record. The coding region runs from base 311 to 2563 and encodes 750 amino acids. Gene Ontology annotation, biological process: GPI anchor biosynthetic process.
UCUGAUCCCCAAUUUUAAUUCCCAUAAGCCCCAAGCUUAGGUUUCCCAGCGUCGUAAUCAAAUAAUUUACUUGGAGGACACGAAAUAACCAUUCACCCCAAUUCUAGAUGUGCAAAAAGGCAAAUACGAAUUCUUCCACAAAUACCCAGAAUAGGUAUUGUAUUACACAUAAGAGGAGUACGUACCUUAAUAUAACAUAAUUUUUGGUCAUCAUCCCUUGGUACCGGAUCUUAGCCAAGGGGAUUCGGGUAUGGAUGUCAUUUGAUACUACAUAGGUAGGGGAAGCAAACCACAAUAGGAAGUUAUCAGAAUGGCAGCUUUCUCUCAUCAUUCUCAAUAUACCCAUUCGACGCGCGAUCAUUUGAGAGAACCUCCUUCGAUCUGGAAAAGGUUAUUAUUGGUUCUGCCGACUGAUUUGGCAGUGUCUCUACAAAGGAUGGCAGACCAACAGAAUUUCAAUAUGGUUGGGGGGAAGACAUCGAGAAUACCGAGGCUAGUGAGGGGGUGGUUGAGAGAUUGGAGUUGGAGACGAGCUUUAAGUUUACCCCAUUUGUUGGUGUGUGUUUGGGUGGUCGUUUUGUUGUCUGGGGAGCGCUGGGUUUUCGAAGAAGCCGUGCGAGCUUGUGCGUGGGAGGAAUGGGAGAGAUGGCCUCCAAAUACUACGCCCCAUCACUUAAUCUUUCUGGCAGAUCCUCAAUUGACGGAUCCGCAUUCAUACCCUGAUAGGCCAUGGCCGUUGUCGACUUUCACCGUUUGGCAUACGGAUAACUAUAUGAAGAGGUCUUAUAUACAACUUUCGAAACAAUUACAUCCAGAUACGAUUUUUUUCUUGGGAGAUUUAUUUGACGGAGGAAGAGAAUGGAAGACUGCGCAUGGGAAUUCAGAAGAUCAAGCAUGGGCAAAAGAAAGACGACCAGCAAAAGAGCAGAAGCAUCUCGAGAGUUGGAGAAAAAGAUACGGAGAGGAUUUUUGGCUGAAGGAAUACGGUCGAUUCUCUAAGAUCUUCUCGGACAAUUGGAAUUUGGGAGGAACAGAAGCUGGAGUUGGGCAGAGAGGACGAAAGCUCAUUGCAAGUUUACCAGGAAAUCAUGAUUUGGGCUUCGGCGCACAAAUCAAGGUGCCCAUUCGUGAUCGGUUUGAGGUUUACUUUGGAGAUGUAAACAGAGUGGAUGUUAUUGCGAACCAUACCUUUGUUUCUGUAGAUUCAGUAUCAUUGAGCGCUGGAGCAUCAGAACGUCCAGUUAGUGAAACUGCACCUAUCACCAAACCAGUGGAGGAAUUUCUGAACAAUGUUCAAGUCUCCAAACGAAAAGCCGUGGCUAGAGAGUUGGACUUUCAGGCUGGAAAGGAAAGAGCUAUACGAUAUUCUCACUCAGUUCAAGAUGUUGAAUUGGCAGAUUACGCACACUUACCAACUCUAGAUCCUGGACCAAAUGGCGCUGAGUUUCCUACUAUUCUUCUUACUCAUGUACCACUAUAUCGAAAUUCUGGAACUCCAUGCGGUCCUCUUCGAGAACAUUGGCCACCAACUCCACCACCAAAGGGUCAGACCAUGCCAGUCAUACCCGAUCAUAGAAAUGCCAUCAGCGUAUCCAAAGGAUACCAAUACCAAAAUGUCCUCGGCGAUGACGACUCCAAAAAACUAAUCUCAAAGAUUGGCAAUGUAGUUUCUGUCUUCUCAGGCGAUGACCACGAUUAUUGUGAAUUAGUACAUCCAGAAGACAAAAAUCACGCCCGAGAAAUAACAGUCAAAAGUAUGAAUUGGGCAAUGGGGAUACGAAAACCUGGUUUUCUCAUGCUAAGUAUGUGGAAUCCAGUUGGCGCGGAUGGAAAACCCUUACACUCGGUUCCUACGGGUCAUGGGGCUGAAAACGCACAUAUUUCCACGACGAUGGAAUCGCAUCUUUGUUUAUUACCAGAUCAAAUUGGAAUUCUUAUAAACUAUGGCAUUUUGGUGGGGAUAUCACUUCUUCUCCUGAUUAUUCGAGCGAUCCUCGUGCCUUUUACAAAUCUUGCCCCUUUCGCUCUUGAUUCGAAGGGAUCUCCUUCAGGCUCGGGUAGUCCAAUUGAUUCAGAAUUCUCGCUGUUGCCAACUAGUAUCAAAGAUCUCAAACGCGAAGAUGAAGAGGAAAAAGAUCGGAGGAGUGAAGGGAACUCGUCCACUUCGAGUACAGCUACGGCUAACAAUCUCGCAAGUCGUACUUCUAGAACGAGAACCUCGAGUCCGGCGAAUGGGUAUGGGUUACCGGGACAGGGAUAUUCGAUUGGAGUUCCGUAUCAACAGGCUCAACCGUUGAUCGAGAAGGCGGGAUAUUAUGGAGGGUUGGAGGGGAGAAUUAGGUGGGAAAGUGAGAGGGAAUUUGAGAUGGAGAUGGAAAGGGAGAGGAAGAGGAAAGCGGAGUUGGAGAGGAGGAGGAAUUAUAAACCUUGGAGGAUAGUGGUAUGGUGGGGAGGAUUUAGAACUACGAAAAUGGGGAGAAUACUGAGGGAGAUGGGGUGUAGUAUUUGGAGAGUGCUGUGGGUGGUUGGCGCAGCUUUUAUGUGGUUUACUUGGUUUGGUUAGGGGAUUGUGUGGCUGAGUCAAUAAGGAGAGCAGAAAAGGAGUUUUAAGUUGUGUUAUUAUGUUAAUUUUGGCUGUUUGGCAGGCGUAUUGGUGAUGGUGCAUUCGAGGCGUGUUUGCUUGUUUACUUGUGUGCUUUUUACUCUCUAGCUUCACCUUUGCUUCUACUUGUACUUGAGUAUGGCUCAGUCUUCCUUUAUAAACAUAAAAAUAAGCUUCGCACCGCGUCACUUGCGUCGCUAGCGGUUGGUUGGUUGGUUGGUUGCAUUGGGAUAUGGUGAUGGAUAGUGGGUCAGGCUGAUCUGAUUCGGUGUGGGUUAUGGAUGGAUGGAUGGAUGGAUUGUUUUUUCUUGGUCAGAGGCUGGAAUUCAAAAAGUACCUAGGUAUGAAAGGAAUAGGAAGAGGGACGCUAAGAAGAGCAUUGCUUUUGCAGUUAGCGUUUAUUUGUUAUGUUGGUGAGUUAGCGGCAUGGCAUGCAUGGCAGGUACCUAGUAGGUAGUUGUUGAGAAUAAGAAUGCAAAUGAGAAUUCAUAUAUGGUUAUAUGAA